Hibiscus syriacus is the source of this 706-nucleotide messenger RNA. RefSeq names its product copper transporter 2-like. The transcript has a single exon. Gene Ontology annotation, biological process: intracellular copper ion homeostasis; copper ion transmembrane transport. Gene Ontology annotation, cellular component: plasma membrane. NCBI's taxonomy places the organism in Eukaryota, Viridiplantae, Streptophyta, Magnoliopsida, Malvales, Malvaceae. Gene Ontology annotation, molecular function: copper ion transmembrane transporter activity. Bases 109 to 591 code for a protein of 160 amino acids. The record is from RefSeq and is a predicted model, not a curated record.
CUAUCUCACGUUCAGUACUACACAUUACAACGUCUAAUGUACUAUCACUUCCUGUCUUUAUAAACCAACCAAAAGGGGUAAACGGAACCGAAAGCCGAAGAAACGUCAAUGGAAAACAUGAAUGAUGACCAUAUGCAUGGCAUGAUGAACAACAAAUCCGACGGCGGCUUGACGACGGCGAUGCACCCCCAUAAGAUGAUGAUGCACAUGACCUUCUUCUGGGGCAGCGACGCCCAGAUUCUCUUUUCGGGUUGGCCCGGAACAAGCACCGGCAUGUACGUCUUGGCCCUCAUAGUCGUCUUCGUCCUUGCUUUCACAUCCGAGUUUGUCUCUAACUGUCGGUUGUUGAAACCCGGUUCCGAUAACCACGUGACCGCCGGUCUGGUCCAGACUCUGUUGCACGCUUUACGGGUCGGGCUUGCGUAUUUGGUGAUGUUGGCUAUCAUGUCUUUCAACGGUGGCGUUUUCUUGGCCGCCGUGUCUGGCCAUUUAUUGGGGUUUUUGUUAUUCGGCAGUCAGGUUUUCAAUAAAUCCUCCGCCGAUGUUCCCGCCAAAACAUCCGAUCAUCUUCCUCCUCCGAUGAGUUGUUGAAUUAUUAGGGUUCUUGCUGUCGAUGAGUUUGUUCCCAAAGUACCUGAAGUUUAUGGUUGUAGAUCUAUGCUUUGCUUCAGACUUGUUUUUCAUUUGACAAAAAGGGAAAAGAUCC